Messenger RNA from Chlorocebus sabaeus (green monkey), 540 nucleotides. Lineage: Eukaryota; Metazoa; Chordata; Mammalia; Primates; Cercopithecidae. The record is from RefSeq and is a predicted model, not a curated record.
AUGGCUGGCACCUGGGCCCCGCUGGGACGGGCGCCUCCGCGGGCAGGCGUAAGAAAAAGCGUCGCGACGGCAGGUGGGGACGAGCACGCCGAGGGACCUCCGCGCCUGGACGGCAGAAGCGGACAUGGCGGCUCGGGAACACCCAGCAGCAAGUGGGAGGUGGCCCGUGUGGCGGAGGCAAACAGAUCACUGACUUGGGCAGCGGAUGGGGAGGAUAAACUCAGACACUGGAGCUCGGGGGAGACCAGGCCUGCAGUGAGAGCUGGAACCCCAGCGGGAAGUGCUGUGGUGGUGCCUUCUGGAAAGGAGCAGAGAUACACCUGUCAUGUGCAGCAUGAGGGUCUGCGUGAGCCCCUCACCCUGAGAUGGGAGCCAUCUUCCCAGUCCACCAUCCCCAUCGUGGGAAUCAUUGCUGGCCUGGUUCUGCUUGGAGCUGUGGUCACUGGAGCUGUGGUUGCUGCUGUGAUGUGGAGGAGGAAGAGCUCAGAUAGAAAAGGAGGGAACUACUCUCAGGCUGAAAGCAGUGACAGUGCCCAGGGC